AAUCAGGGAAGGGAAAUUUCUGCAGCUCCUAAAAAGUCUGCACUUCUUUUUAAAGAUUUCCUUUAAAGUUUGACUGCUUGAUUAAAAGAGGAUGAAGAUGUCUGAGUCUGCGCUUUAAUGAAGGUGGAAAAUAACAACUGUGGGAAAAGACAGUCGCAACAUUGUCCUCUUGCACGUCUGAAUGCUCGGCUCCUCCCUCGUGCGCGCAGGGCUUCAUUUCAUCAAACCCUUCAAGUUGGAGCGCGCGGGCUCAGCCGCACUUUAGUCUGCGCCGCGCCUGCAGCAGGAUCCGGGAGACAGACUGAAGAGUCCAGGAACGGAGACCGGGCUUCACAGACCACUGAGCACGCAGACAUGGACCGGCACGCCGGUUUGAGCCCAAAGUGGCCCCGCGCGCUUUGGUGUCUACUCCUCCUGACGCCGUGUCUCCUUCACGCCGCCACGGCGGAGAUCACCUGCAGGUCAUGCCACCUUGGAAAUAAGUGGCGCGCACGGGAAUUACUAAUAAAACUGAACACGGAGGAGUCCGGGACUGGGGUGCAGGGAGAACUUUUGGGAACGCAUGGACUCCCCUGUCAGGGUGGGCUCGCGGAGUGCGCUCCAAACCCGGAGCCGCGGCUCAAACGGAGUACAGGCAGCCGGCGCGCGGACGACUUCGCUCAGAGCAAAGUUUCAGCCACUUUUGGAACGCGCGCCAGGAGGAGCAGCGGCGGGGAUUUAGCCGGAGACCCCGCUGCGGCUGAUCACCAGGACGCACAGACGGGGCGCAGAGUGCUGCGCGCAGAGCUGCGCUGGAGCGGAGAGGAGCGCAGGAGCGCCGGCGGGAGGCACGAGGAGCCCAAAGUGAACAGCUCCACGUUCGCGCUGACCGGAGACUCGUCCCACAACCAAGCCAUGGUCCACUGGUCCGGCCAGAACAGCAGCAUCAUGCUGCUGACUGAUCCUGAGGUGGAGAGCAGCCUCCUGAUCAGCUCAGAUGAAGGAGCCACUUACCAGAAGUACAGACUGAACUUCUACAUCCUGAGCCUGCUCUUCCACCCUGAGCAGGAGGACUGGAUUCUCGCCUACAGCCACGACCAGAAGCUUUACAGCUCUGUGGAGUUUGGCAGACGCUGGCAACUGGUGCACGAGAGAGUGGCUCCUAACCGCUUUUACUGGUCGAAAAUGGGGUUGGACAAAGAGCCGGGCUUAAUUCACCUGGAAACCAGCAUCUCGGAAGGACAGGCGCUGUAUGUCACUUGCAAGCUGCAGAACUGCACAGAUUCCAACAAGGGCAAGCCAUUCCCCGGAUACAUUGACCCCAAUUCUCUGGUGGUGCAAGACGAGUAUGUGUUUGUCCAGGUGUCAACGCCAGGCAGACCGGUCUACUACGUGUCAGCAAAGAGGGACGUCUUCACCCCCAUGAAGCUGCCCAAGUACACACUACCCAAGGAAUUGCAUGUGAUCAGCACAGAUGAUAACCGCGUGGUCGCCGCCGUGCAAGAGUGGAACCAGAACGAAACCUACAACCUCUACGUGUCUGACACAUCAGGCGUCUACUACACGCUCGCCCUGGAGAACGUGGUCAGCAGUAUGGGUCUGGAGGGAAAUGUGAUGGUGGAUCUUUAUGAGGUAGCAGGAAUAAAAGGGAUGUUCCUGGCCAACAAAAAGAUGGAUAACCAGGUGAAGACGCACAUCACUUACAACAGAGGCCGAGAUUGGAGGUUACUGCAGGCGCCGAGCAGAGACCUGCGGGGCAACAGCAUCCACUGUGUGCUGCCGUACUGUUCGUUACAUCUCCAUCUGCAUGUGUCCACCAAUCCCUACACAUCUGGAAACAUUGCCAGCAGGGACUCUACACCAGGGAUCAUUGUGGCAUCAGGCUCCAUUGGCUCAGAGCUGACCACUACCAACGUCAGCGUGUUCAUCACCUCCGAUGCAGGAAACACAUGGAGACAGAUCUUUGAUGAGGAAUACGCCGUGCUUUAUUUGGACCAGGGUGGAGCAUUGGUUGCAAUAAGACACACUCCGCUUCCCAUUCGACACCUGUGGUUGAGCUUUGAUGAAGGACGCCAGUGGAACAAGUACAGCUUCACCAACACGCCUCUGUUUGUGGACGGCGUGCUGGGGGAGCCUGGAGAGGAGACGCUCAUCAUGACGAUCUUUGGUCACUUCAGUCAUCGGUCUGAGUGGCAGCUGGUGAAAAUAGACUUCAGAUCCAUCUUCAACAGAAGAUGCACGGAGGCCGAUUACCAGACGUGGCACCUGCACAACCAGGGUGAGCCAUGUCUCAUGGGGGUGAAAAGGAUCUACCGAAAGCUGAAGCCGACGUCCAGGUGUGUCAUGGGAAAGAUGUACUCGGUGGCGAUGACAUCAAGUCCUUGUGACUGCAUGGAAGCUGACUUUGAGUGCGAUUAUGGCUACGAGAGGCGAAGUGACGGCAAAUGCAGCCCCGCCUUUUGGUUCCAUCCGUCAUCCAUGUCCAGGAGUUGUACCACAGGGAUGACUUUCCUAAACAGCACCGGCUACAGAAAAGUGAUUUCCAACAACUGCACCGCCGGAGUGAGCGCUGAAUUUACGGCCCGGCGGCUGCACUGCCCCCUGCAGGCUCCCAGAGGCCUGCACCUGGUGACCAGUGAGGGUGCGCUGACUGCCACACUGGGUUCCAACAUCACUUUCCUUGUGUUUCUGGAAGAGGGCGACGGGGCGAGGACGAGCAUCACCAUUGACUUUGGAGAUGGGCACGCUCUGACGUACUCCAACGUGAGCACCAUCGAGGACGGGAUCAAACACAUUUACAAAGCUGUGGGAAUCUACCGGGUGACCGCCACGGCGGAGAACAGCCUCGGCUCAGAGACCGCCACCCUCUUCCUGCACGUCACAUGUCAGCUGGAGUACAUCCAUCUCUCAGCUCCAUUUGUGGUGGUGAGGAACAAGGAAGUGAACCUGACGGCUGUUCUGUGGCCCAGCCAAGUGGGGACGGUCACCUACAUCUGGUGGAUCGGAAAUAACACAGAGCCCGUAAUCACCCUUGAGGGAAGCGUGGCGUGCACGUUUUCCCGGGAAGGUGUCAACACGGUCACGGUGCAGGUGUCUGCAGGGAACGCCAUCCUGCAGGACAGAAAAACCAUCGCCGUCCACGAGUUUUUCCGCUCUCAUCUGCUCGCCUUUUCAUCAAACCUGGACGAGCACAACCCGGACGUUGCAGAAUGGAGGCUGGAUGUGAGCCGGGUCAUCAGGAACUCUCUGAUCCAGGCCACCGGCAUGCGAGAGGAUCAGCUGCUGGUCACCGUUCUGCCAGGUUUGCCCACAACAGCAGAGUUUUUCCUCCUGCCAGACAAACAAGUAACGGAGGGGAAACCGGAGAAGAGCUCAGCUCAUCUGGAUCAGCUCUCUGAAGUUGUGCUGAGCGCUCUGAAUCAGAACCUCGUCCAGUUCAUGUUGCGCCCGGGGGUCCAAGUCACAGUGCACGCAGCCCACCUGUCAGCAGCGCCCCUUGUGGACACCAGCGAGAACCACAGCGGCUCUGCCAUGCUCAUGCUGCUUUCAGUAGUGGUGUUGGGUUUAGCUAUAUUUGUCAUCUACAAAUUCAAGAGGAAGAUCCCAGGCCUCAACGUCUAUGCGCAGAUGCAGAACGAAAAAGAACAAGAAAUGAAGAGUCCAGUGAAUCCAUCGGAGGCCACGCCCAGCUCGCAGCAGGACUUGGUGCAUUCUUUGGAGAUCCUGGACUCAGAGUUUUCCUCACGGCCCAUCGUGAAAUGGUCCAAUCAGAGGGAGAGCUAAGCUAAACUGAGUUUGGCACAAAAUACUGUGACUUCUUUGUGGAUGUUUGAAGCCUCAUGUUCACGUGAAAUUCUCCACAGAACUUCCCACAUACAUUGUCUGAACUCUGCACUGGAUUAACUCUCCGGCGAAGUCAUGGAUGUUUCUUUUUUUAUUUUUUUUUUCAUCUUUCGGGACACAAUGGUUUUGAGCUUUAUACCUGUGCAUGUGGGACCCUGCUGACUCAUACUGCGCUCUGUUCAGACCAGAAGAAACUGUGUACAGGUUUUGAUUUUUUUUUUUUUUUUCUUUUCUAAAAACCCGUCUGACUGUUAGUUCUAUGAGUCAGACUCGUCGGCGAAGACGGACGCCGAACAAGAAGGAGAGGAAGGCGUGUAAAGAACAGCGGCGUCUUGGAUUUUCUUGCAUAUCUCAUCUGCUGUUCAAGGCUAACAGCAAUGGUGUAAUAUUUAUUCAUGUGAAAAUACUUUUCUUAAGUACCUUGUUAAAGUAAAAUUCACAUUUAUUUUGUAAAUCAUGAAUGUCUGUUAGAAAUUUGUGUAUUUUAAUAACAAAUGUCAUACUAAAAAGCAAUCCGGUUAUAACAUAUGUACAGGAUACUUCAAAAGCUUUUGGUCUAUUGUCCUCAGAAAGCUGAUUUAUGGCACAAAACACAUUUUCUACUGAUUUUUUUUAUUAUUAUUUUAAAUUAUUAACACCAGUCGGGCUGGGUUAACUUUGAUUUAAAGUUUGCUGUUAAAUUUCUGCUUCUGGUACGGUUUAUGCCAGUUUGUAAAAUGUUUCGUGCUUCACUGGACUGCGAGGACGCCUUUUGACACCCACCCUAGGGGUUUAGAUACCAACGGACCUUUUGGGUUUGGAAGAAGAAAUAAAUUGCAUUUAAACUUUGUAAUAAGGUGUCAAACUUCAGGUGGAAAUUAGAAUGUUUCUAAGAUUCUAAUUUGUAAAAAAAAUUCUGAAAAGCAGGCAGCUAGAAAGAGUCAGACAGAGAGACGUUAAAGGAGAUGGAGGAGACCGUUUGAAUACUUAAUGUGGUGUGCCAAGCUUAAAGCUUGCUAAGGUUGGUAACACAUUUGGGCUUCUGUCCCGACCCGCUCUGGUGUGGACCCAGUCAUCAUCCUGGCUCAUUAGAACAUGCUGCUGGAGCAGGAAAGCUGCAUGGAUGCUUAACUUGUCGAGGCCUGUUGAGCGCUUUGUACUGGAGAUUUCUUAGAUUUUAAUACCAAUUUGUCAGCGUUGUUUCAUGUUUUGUUCGAGGAGAAAAUUGGAUCCAAAGGGAGUGUUUGCAGACGUAAAAAAAAAAGAAAAACAAUAUUGCAGCAGGUAAUCCUGUGCCAUGAUGUUCCUAUUAGGACUUACUAUAAUCAAGAUUAACCAACUUUAAUAUUUGUGCUCAGAAAAGAUUACAGUAUGGAAAGAUCACUGUAUUAAAUUGCAAAAUUAAAGAUUGAAAUGUCCCAAAAGCACCACAAAAUAGUAAAUGUCUGGAACCAUUCCUGUCAUUGUUUAUGCUAAUCAAAAACAACUAUUAGACUCUGUUUGGUUAGAUCUAUUUAUUUCGAAGCUCAAAUUUUGUAACAAAACAAACUCAAUGCAUACAUUUGGUUUAAAACAUGUAUGCAUUGGGAUUUUUUUUUCUUGGAAUGAUGCAUGUGAAGGUUUAGUACAGGGGUCUGCAACCUUUGAGAGUUAAAUAGCCAUUUGGGUUUGUUUUCUACUGAUCAAAACCCAGCAGGAGCUGCAAAGUCUUAUUUUGAUACUGUUGUCCAUUCAUUACAAUGUAUGUUUUCAUAAUAAUUUUUAUCAAUAAUUUUAUAAUGAAUCAUGAUUCUUUUGUGGCAUGGAUAAAACAGAAAUAUGAAAAGAAACUAGAAUUUUCUCAAAAUGUGAAAUUAUUUUUUACGUUUGACAGAAGCUCAUAUAAUUGCCUUUCAAAAUAAAAGACGCCCUUUUGCCAGACCGGAUCAUACUGGUGCAGCUCUUGCCAGCAUAUGAUAAUAUGUGCUUUAAACUAAAAAAGGGUCAGAUUUUUUACCAAAGUUUUGCUUGGUGGUUGAAAUCGUUGUAUUCUGGAGGACGCAUAGAGCACACAAGACCUCUUCAAGUCAGCAUAAAACCUUUACAUAUUUUAUAUUUUAGGUGCACCUCAGCCAUAAAUGCAUAAACUUAACUAAUCUGAAUUGAAUAAAUGCGAAUUUAGUAACUCUUACCUGAAAAAAAAACUAUUAUUUUAUUUUUCUUUUGCCAGAGAGCCACUAUGGAGAGGUAAAAGAGCCACUAGUGGCUCCGGAGCCGCAGGUUGCAGACCCCUGGUCUAGUAAAAGUCUUAAAUUGAUUACACCAAUUAACAGAACUAACAUUUUUUAUUUGAUUUUCAGACCUUAAGGGCUGACUUUGAUUAUAAAAACCAUCUUAAGUGACAUAAAUGGUACUUAGCUACAUCCUUGCUGCUAACGGCGAUUCUCAGAUUUUCUGGUCUGGUUAACGCAGCAAGUUGUAUUCCAGAUUAAGCAUUUUUAAAAAAGCUUUAACUCCAGUUAAGGAUGAUAGACAUUAACCUGUCUUUUUUCCUACAGAAAAGAAAGUUGUCAGCAGGUUGGAAUUUUAAUCUUGGACACUUUAAUGGUCACAGCUUUAGUUAGAACUCGUCAGGUUAGGAGUUACUCAUUAAAUCAUUUAUUUCCUUUAUGAGAAUUUUCCAAAUUAAAUUUAAUCUAAGCAGUUUAUAUGUGACAAAAAUGUCAUCAGAAAAAGCAUUUAAUCGACUUUUUUAAAGCUUGAAUAUGGUUUCAUUUGAAAUAGGCAGCAACUGCUGUCAACAAUACUAUUUUCACAAUAGGAAUAAUUUUCUGCUAUUGAAAGCCAGAACCUCACAUACAGACCUACAGGGAUCUACAGGAAGUGUUGUCAAAUUAGCAGAAAUGUUCUCUCUGUCUGGCUCUUGGUUUAAUGGUUUUUCUGGGGCUUUCAAAGGGCCCCCACAUAAAAGAAGGACUGAAUCUGAAAGUGCGUCUUUUGAUUUUAGUUUCACCGAGCGGCAGACAGGAAGUCUCUCAGACCAACUGUCUCACAAGCUGUGAUGCGACAGCACCAAAGGGUAAAGAUCAAGCUGAGCUUUCUCACCAUCUCCUCCCCCCUGCAGAAUUAGCAAGAUUAUUAUUUUUGUAGAGAAAUAUAUAAUAACAAAAAUAAAAAAAGGGUUUUAAUACUGUACAGAUUUUGUAUAAGAACAGACGGUAAGAUGUUACAGUGGUUUGUUUGACCUCAACUGUGCUGUGUGUAAUUGUUUAAUGCAUUUACAAUCAUAUUUAUUAAAUGGAAAGAAGUCUGUUUA
Molecule: messenger RNA, 7096 nt
Organism: Oryzias melastigma (Indian medaka)
Lineage: Eukaryota; Metazoa; Chordata; Actinopteri; Beloniformes; Adrianichthyidae
Product: VPS10 domain-containing receptor SorCS1
Biological process (GO): post-Golgi vesicle-mediated transport
Cellular component (GO): Golgi apparatus; membrane
Molecular function (GO): protein binding
Source: RefSeq, a predicted model, not a curated record